Lampris incognitus (smalleye Pacific opah) is the source of this 5198-nucleotide messenger RNA. RefSeq names its product ubiquitin specific peptidase 4 (proto-oncogene) (gene usp4). Lineage: Eukaryota; Metazoa; Chordata; Actinopteri; Lampriformes; Lampridae. Gene Ontology annotation, biological process: protein deubiquitination. The record is from RefSeq and is a predicted model, not a curated record. The coding region runs from base 78 to 3116 and encodes 1012 amino acids. Gene Ontology annotation, molecular function: cysteine-type deubiquitinase activity. The transcript is spliced from 22 exons.
CGCUACGGGGCACGCGCUCGUACAAGUGUGACACUUCCCGUCGCGCGUCAAACAGUGCCGGCAUACUCGCUCGCACGAUGGCCGAGGGAGGCGGACCCGAGUCGGGCAGCGCGGCGGACUCCGACUCGGAGCCGGUCGCCGGUCAGAUACCGACACCUUCGAGUGAAAGUCAAAAGCAGACGAUCGGAUCGCUCCUUAAAACGACUCUGCGAAAGGGGGACGAAUGGUUUCUGAUAGACAGUCGGUGGUUUAAGCAGUGGAAAAAGUAUGUUGGAUUUGACAGUUGGGACAUGUACAAUGUUGGAGAGCAUAGCCUUUAUCCAGGACCUAUUGAUAAUUCGGGACUGUUCUCAGACCAUGAGACCCAAGUCCUGAAAGAACACCUUAUAGAUGAGCUUGACUAUGUCCUUGUACCCACUGAGGCGUGGAACGACCUUGUCAGCUGGUAUGGUUGUCUGGAAGGCCAGAGACCCAUUGUCAGGAAGGUGGUUGAACAUGGCAUGUUUGUCAAGCACUGCAAGGUAGAGGUCUAUUUGUUGGAGUUGAACUUGUGUGAGAAUGGCAACAUGGACAACGUGGUCACACGCCAUUUCAGCAAAGCUGACACCAUAGAUACCAUAGAGAAGGAGAUGAAGUCACUCUUUGAAAUCCCAUCAGAGAAGGAGACCCGGCUAUGGAACAAAUACAUGAGCAACACAUAUGAGCAGUUGAACAAGCCAGACAGCACUGUACAGGAUGCUGGUCUCUUCCAGGGACAGGUGUUAGUGAUUGAACGCAAGAACGAGGAUGGCACAUGGCCCAGACAAGCAUCCCAUGCCAAAUCCAGUACAACCCCAUCCAGGAAUUUCACUUCCUCCCCAAAACUCUCUUCCAAUUCUUCAGCAACCAUCUCCUCAACAGUAACCAAUGGAGACAGCAGCAGUAAUUCCAGCUACACUCUGAACAAUAGCGCCUCCUCUGGCAACAGAUUGGGCAGUUACAACUCCUACAGCUCUUCCUACAACUACAGGGAAUCGCAGGCCCAGCCUGGUCUAUGUGGUCUUAGUAAUCUUGGCAACACAUGCUUCAUGAACUCUGCCCUCCAGUGCCUGAGCAAUGCAUCACUCCUCACAGAAUACUUCCUGAAUGACCAGUAUGAGGCAGAGAUCAACCGGGAAAAUCCACUGGGCAUGAGGGGGGAGAUCGCAGAGUCCUAUGCAGACCUGGUCAAGCAGAUGUGGCUCAGCCGCAGCAGCUAUGUGGCCCCACGGACCUUCAAAACCCAGGUUGGCCGCUUUGCCCCUCAGUUUUCGGGCUACCAGCAGCAGGAUUCCCAGGAACUGCUGGCCUUCCUGCUGGAUGGGCUUCAUGAAGAUCUUAAUCGCGUCAAGAAGAAGCCUUAUCUGGCCCUGAGGGAUGCAGAGGGCCGUCCAGACGAGAUUGUAGCUAAAGAAGCCUGGACAAACCACCGCUUGCGAAAUGACUCCAUCAUAGUUGACAUAUUCCAUGGCCUCUUCAAAUCCACUUUGGUGUGUCCGGAGUGCUCCAAGGUCUCUGUAACCUUUGACCCCUUCUGCUACCUCACAUUGCCUUUGCCCAUGAAGAAGGACCGCACUAUGGAGGUUUUCUUGGUGAGAUCAGACCCUCAGUCCAGACCCACACAGUACCGAGUGGUGGUCCCUAAGCUGGGUACAAUGGCAGACCUGUGCAACGCCUUGUCGAGACUCUGUGGAAUCCCUCCAGAAAAUAUGGUGGUGGCUGAUGUUUACAAUCACCGGUUCCAUAAAAUUUACAGAUGGGAUGAUGGCCUCAACCAAAUCAUGGAGAAAGAUGACAUCUUUGUUUAUGAGGUGCAGGGUGAGGACUGUGAGAAGAUGAACCUACCCAUAUACUUCAGGGAGCGCCAUUCCAAACAUGGCGGCGGCACCACAGGCACCAUGCUGUUUGGUCAGCCCCUGCUCAUCACUGUGCCCAGACAGAACCUCAUGGCAGAUGUUCUCUAUGAAAAGAUCCUGGAGAGGAUAGGGCGCUAUGUGAAGCACUCCCCCGGCCCCUGUCUGGAAAGCAGGGCCUCAGCCACAGCCACUUUUGCCAGCUGUAGGCAGACUGCUGAAUGUUCGACGUCGUCUAGUCUCAAUGCCAACCUGAGCGGCUGUGGCAGCCCCCUGUCAGACAGGGCCUCCUGCAGCACCAGCUCCAGCAACUGCAGCAACCACUCAGGGACCUGCAACGGGCCAAACGGGCUGUGUGAUGGUGAGGAAGAGGCCAUGGACCACCAGGUGAGUCCCGAGCCAGAGAAUGGCCAGUCGGAAGAGGACGAUGAGGAAGAGGAGGAGACUUCUGACCUGGAAAAUAGGCCUAAAGGCAACCUAGCCAAGCCAUGCUCCGCCCCGCCCAAGCUCUUCACUUUUAGUAUGGUCAACUCGUACGGAACAGCCAACAUUAGUCCACUGCCUUGUGACGGAAAUGUCCUCAAACUGAAUCCACAUUCCACAGUGGCGAUUGACUGGGACUCCGAAACAAAGAAGCUGUGUUAUGAUGAUCAGGAAGCAGAGGCCUAUGAGAAGCAUGAGAGCAUGCUCCAGCCUCAGAAAAAGAAGGCCACUGUAGCGCUGAGGGACUGCAUUGAGCUCUUCACAACCAUGGAGAUACUUGGCGAAUAUGAUCCAUGGUAUUGUCCCACAUGUAAGAAACACCAACAGGCCACAAAAAAGUUUGACCUGUGGUCAUUGCCUCGCAUUCUGGUUGUCCACCUAAAGCGAUUUUCCUACAACCGGUGCUGGAGGGACAAGCUGGACACAGUGGUGGACUUUCCCAUCAGGGACCUGAAUAUGUCUGAGUUUGUGUGUGACCCCAAGGCCGGCCCCUACAUCUACGACCUCGUUGCCGUCUCGAACCACUACGGCGGAAUGGGAGGGGGCCACUACACUGCUUAUGGCAAAAACAAGGUGGAUGGAAAGUGGCAUUACUUUGACGACAGCAGCGUUUCGUCCGCCUCAGAAGAUCAGAUUGUGACAAAAGCGGCGUACGUGCUGUUUUACCAGCGCAGGGACGGGGACGCCCCCUCCAAACCUCAGCCCUCCGCCUCGCUGGGAGGAGCCCCAGAAGGAGCCGACGAUCACAUGGACACCAACUGAGUGGGCGCUGAAUGCUAAGGGACACACACUGAAACUCAUGUGGCAAAGAGAAGACGGACGCACACACAAAGCUACUUCAGUGACAGUAAACAUUUAAGUCUAACCCCCACAUUUCUGGUGUUUUAUUUGAUUUUCAUCUCGCAUCUCAUCAACCAGAGCCCAAAAAGCCUCGUCAGAAGAGCGACCCGAGGGAUGUUCUACCUGAAGCGAGGGGCUUGCUGAUUUUAUGAACCCAAUUGACUAGUCUGGACAGAAAAAGAAUAUAAGUGGCUCUAGGUCCUCGCACUGGAUGAAUAGAAUGUUAGAAGUGCCCUCAGAUGCAUAUGUUAACCACAGGAAGAGAUGAAAAGUAAAGAGAACGAAAAAAAAGUAAGCCAAAUGCACAUUCAGUUUUAACCAAAGCGUUCCAAGCUGUAGAAGAUGUGGAAAUGUCCAGCUGCUGUCACAUUAAGGAGAUACUACAAACAUCCCGAGUUUCAUGGCAAAUUUUAUAAUCCAGUGCCGAGGCAAGUGCAGAGCGAUGACGUGCACGCAGCAUGGAAAACGGGUGCGCUUGUUUUAUGGAUCCUACCACCCUUAAGCUACAUGUGAAGAGUAGAUCUGUUGAGAAAAGCCCACGACUCAUGGAGUUCCUUCUGCUGUAAGCUAGCUGUGGUGGCUGCACUCCUGGCCCAUAGGCUCAGUAGUACAACUGAAGCAAUGUGUGUGUGUGGGGGGGGGGGUCUAAUUUUUAGGUUCUGUGUGGGCCGUGUGAUAAAGUUUGGCAAAGGUAGUGUUGCAGCCUGGUUCUUGUUUGACCAUCGCCCCUGCUCUGAAGCACAGCAUGCAAGCUCUGUCGUCUCUGUCGGACCCUUAGCAGGAGUCAGAUCCUCCCAACAAAUUGUUUUUUUUUAUAUAUAUAUAUAUACACACACACAAUGCAAGAGCGGCCUUUUAAUUCCUGCAACUUGAGUUUAAAAGAAAAAAGGAGGCACUUUGACUUUUUUAAGAAUUCAUUAUCUCUCUCGAAAUAAUAAAGUAGGGUUUUGCUUCUAGCAUCGAGGGGCCCCUGAUCUGUCGUACAUCACCAGGUCUUUUAAGCGUAUUUCAAUUGCUGCCUGAGCGGACUCCUGAGCUCGCCGGGCUCGUCCUGUCAAGCGUUGUACAUUACCGCAGCUCUUCAUUGAAACGGCUGUCAUUUGAUAUCCUUGAAGCACACCGAGUGACGCUAAAUAAACACGUGUGAAAUUAGUGCUUGGAUUAAUUAUCCUCAAAGGAUGCUGUUUGUUGUGAGCUAAUCUACGGCUUCUGUUUGAGGGGUGGGGGGGGCAGCAGUGCUUCAACACUAUCUGCAGGGUUCGUAGGGCAGAUGCAGCCGUUUGUGUUAAAAAUGUUUCCCCUUAUCGGUUCAGUCAGUACUCAGCUGGUCGAUGAAAUAUGAUGCGGCGAGUUCUCAUGCAUUGGUGGAAUUAAAGCAGAAGGUCCUGGUGAGCUGUCGCUACCGACGUCCGUCACCUUUACCGACUGUAAAAGGUGUCAGUCACUCCAAACAGUUUGCCGUGUCAGCAUUCUGAUGUGAGGGUAACUGUUGAGUCUAAAAAAAACACGGUGAAGUUGCUUUCCCGAUAUCUAGGGUCUGAGCGACCAGGCGUAACAGCUACUCGAUGAAUCUUACUCCCAUGAGAUAGUCCUUGCUCAGUGGCAUUAGUUUUGUGCUUUUUCCAUGUGGCACGACAGCAUGUAAAUGUCUAUGGGACUGCAAGUGUCCUUUUUUUAGCUGGUUGGUCCUGCCAAUUUAUACCCUUCUGAGAUAAGUACAUGAAUAUAAUCAUUUAUGCCGAUGACUAGAAAAGCUUUACAUCACAUCUGUUAUCCACUAGAGUUUUAAAAGACUGUCCAAAAAAACAAAACCAGUGUUUAUUUUUCCCGAUUCAUGAGACACUGAUUCAACUUUGAUUUGCUGAAUAGAUGUAAAUAAUCAUUAUUUCACAUAGGUAUAUAAAUGUGUCUUAGUAUUUAUCACAUUGCCAAUAUCUACAAUUGUUUCUAAAUUGAAAAAAUAUUUGAAUUGAAAGUUACAAUAAAGACUGAAGGCCUAAAUGG